This is a messenger RNA of Limanda limanda (common dab), 1472 nucleotides long. It is a transcript of the gene spring1, whose product is annotated as SREBF pathway regulator in golgi 1. The transcript is spliced from 5 exons. NCBI's taxonomy places the organism in Eukaryota, Metazoa, Chordata, Actinopteri, Pleuronectiformes, Pleuronectidae. Gene Ontology annotation, biological process: positive regulation of SREBP signaling pathway. Bases 394 to 999 code for a protein of 201 amino acids. The record is from RefSeq and is a predicted model, not a curated record.
AAGUGUGUUUUGCUGGCUUCUCGCUGCCUGGACGUCACAGUCUCUGCCCGAUGGAAAGCUGACUUUUAGUUUUGUAUCUUUAAACGACACGAAAACACGUCACUGGACUUCGUUGCACUUUAUUUGUCUUGUUUUAAAAAAUAGCAGCGUUUAGGAGGAAAGGGAAGCUAAUGCUAACGGCAGCUAACUAGCUAGCAGUUCCUAACAAAGCAGGCUUCUGUCAUGUUAGCUUAGCUGCUGAGACGUGUUUACCACCAUGGGUUAGCUAGCACGUCUGUGUGGAUGCUGCUCGGUUACACCACCUCCUGUCGGCUGUCAGAUUGAAGCUAACUAGCCUCCCUGGAGGGUUGGGGGGGUUCGGCUCCGUCACCAGCUCCACCACCAAGCCAUGCUAUGAUGAUGGUGCUGCGGCGGCUACUGAGGAAGCGCUGGGUGCUGGGGGUCGUGUUCGGACUGUCUCUCAUCUACUUCCUCACCAGCACACUCAAACAGGAGGAACGAACCAUACGGGACCGCACUCUCCUCGAGGUCCGAGACUCAGACCAUCGAAUCCCCUGGAAGGUCCGAUUCAACCUGGGGAACAGCAGCCGACAGAUUACUCAGUGCAGGAACUCCAUCCAGGGCAAGACGCUGCUCACAGACGAACUCGGUUACGUCUGCGAGAGAAAAGACUUGCUGGUUAACGGCUGCUGCAACGGCAACGCCCCCAGCUCCAGGCAGUACAUUUGUAAAAGCUGCCUGGCCAAUGGCUGCUGUAGUAUCUACGAGUACUGCGUGUCGUGUUGUCUGCAGCCUGAUAAGCAACCGCUGCUCGAGCACUUCCUGAAUCGAGCAGCUGAAGGUUUCCAGAAUCUCUUCUCUGCUGUGGAGGAUCAUUUUGAGCUCUGCCUGGCCAAGUGUAGAACGUCUUCACAAAGUGUUCAACAUGAGAACACCUACAGAAACCCUCAAGCAAAGUACUGCUACGGAGAGAGUCCUCCAGAGCUUCUCCCAGUAUGAGCAUCUCCUUCAGAGUGAAGGACUUCCAGGAGCAGCACUGGGCCCAUGAAGCCUCCUGGUGGGACGCCUGAGGCUGUUUGGAGCAGAGACUCUCUACACAUGAACUGCUGCUGUCUUGGAUAAUUUUGCAUCAUAGUGGCAAAGGAAGGAAAGACAUCCAAGACCAGCUUCGACAGAUAAUGGACAAAUUCUAUAUGUGAUUUGAUUAUUUACACUUCAUAAGUGCAUAGAAUGCUUCAUACAUUCAUCCGUGAUGAUCAUCAGGUUGUAAUAGCCGGCAGCUCAUCCAUCAGGAUUAGCUUCAAACCAGUUCACGUCAUCCAGUAGUCUUCAUUUUUUAAACUGGGAACAUUUAACAGCUGUUUCAAUGUUUCGUUGAAUAUUUCAAACAGCAGAGAAUGUGUAGUUAGGUCUGUGUAUAGUGCAUGCAUAUGGAACAGCUAUUUAAUAAAAGUGACUGUGAAAUAAAAUCA